AUUAAUACUUUCGCCGAUAAUCUUCGUCAGAUAUAGUUAUGUUUUCUGAUGUGGUGGAUCAUCCACUUUAACGGAUUAAUUUUUUAUAGAUAUAAUAAAGUGCAAGCAGGGGAUGGAUAGGGAGGUACUGAAGAUGGACCACGGCCAUGAGGUGGAGGUGUCCAGCGGCGGACGACGCCGGCCAAAGCUCCGGACACGCGAGGUAUGGGCCAAGAAACUGGACUUUCUCGUCGCGUGCAUCGGGUUUUCUGUUGGUCUUGGCAACGUGUGGAGAUUCCCGUUCCUGUGUUACCGAAAUGGUGGAGGUGCCUUCUUGGUUCCAUACUUCAUCGCCGUCUUCCUUGGAGGUAUCCCAAUGUUUUUCCUGGAAGUUGCCCUCGGACAGUUUAUGAGCGAGGGCGGCAUCGGCCCGUGGAAGAUAGCGCCUCUCUUUAAAGGUAUUGGUUACGCCACCGCCGUCAUCGUGUUUCUCCUCAACUGUGAGUACAACAUCAUCCUCUCCUGGGCGUUCUACUACAUCUUCGCCUCCUUCACCCCCACCCUCCCCUGGUCCCACUGCCACAACGCCUGGAACACGCCCAACUGCUCCACGUUCGAUGCCCCGACCUUGACCUUCAGCAACGUGUCCGGCGGCAAUGUGAACCUCCCGAACGUGUCGCUGGGCGGCGUUCUGGAAACUUCCUUCAACGUCUCGGACAGUCUCGGCGUGGGCGGGAUCUCUGACGUCACGCAACUACUGGACAACGGAACCGGGGGCAUGUUCCAGAUUAUUCCCAAGGCCAUGACGUCAGAUCCUGUCACGGAAUUUUGGGAACGUAAAGUGCUGGGCCUGUCCUCUGGGGUAGGAGAACCAGGUACCAUCAAGUGGGACAACGCCCUGUGUCUGCUGCUGGCCUGGGUCAUCGUCUACGUCUGCAUCUGUAAAGGGAUUAAGUCGUCAGGGAAGGUCAUGUACUUCACUGCCAGUAGCCCUUACGUCUUCAUGUUCAUCUUACUAGUCAGGGGCGUCACGCUGGAGGGGUCCACCCAGGGGCUGUUGUAUUACCUCGACCCCAAGUGGGAGCGCCUUGCCGAUGCUCAGGUUUGGGUAGAUGCUGGCACACAAAUAUUCUUCUCCUACUCCAUCUCGCUGGGUACCUUGACAGCAUUGGGGAGCUACAACAAAUUUCAUCACAACUGUUUCAGAGACAGCCUCAUCUUCGCCAUCGUCAACACAUUCACAAGUCUCCUCGCCGGCUUCGUCAUCUUCUCCAUCCUAGGCUUCAUGGCCUUCAAACAAAAUGUUUCAGUAGAGGACGUUGCCGAGUCAGGUCCAGGCCUGGCCUUCAUUGCCUACCCUGAAGCUGUUUCCCAGAUGCCUUUAGCGCCGUUUUGGUCGGCUUGUUUCUUCAUCAUGCUCAUACUGUUAGGCUUGGAUAGUCAGUUUGUUGGGGUCGAGGGUUUCAUCACCGCCUGUGUUGACCUGUGUCCAGACGUCUUAAGACGGGGCUACCGCAAAGAAAUGUUCACGGCUAUAGUCUGUGUCGUCUGCUACAUCAUCGGUCUGUCGAUGGUCACUGAGGGUGGGAUGUACGUGUUCCAACUUUUUGAUUACUACUCAGCCAGCAGGAUCGUGAUGGUGGUGGCUGUGGUUGAGUGUCUAGUUGUCGCCUAUGUCUAUGGUGUUGAUCGAUUCUGUGACAACCUGAUCAUCAUGUUUGGGUUCCAGCACAAGUUGGGAACAAAACUGUUCAGGUGGUACAUCCGGGUCUUUUGGGCGUUUCUCAGUCCCUUCUACACUCUGGCCAUCUUCACCCUGGGCUGUGUCAGCUACUCCGAGGUCGAUUAUAAGCGGAAGUUCGUCACCUACGUCUUCCCGUCCUGGGCUAUCGGGAUUGGCUGGACAUUGGCGCUGGUCAGUGUGGUCUUGAUACCCGUCUUCAUGGUCCAGGGCUUGAUGGUGACGCCAGGGACACUAGUACAGCGUUUGAGGCUACUCACCACCCCAAGGCUCAAGAAACAUCAGCUGAGACCCAACGAAGAUUUGACAAAAAUAAUUCUGGAGGAAAGUCAGGACCCUGUGUACCCAACAUGUCUUUUGUUAAUCAACGACAAAGAUCCUAGUUAGGUUUUAUUAUACUGGGUAUUAAUUGUUAGCGUAUCAUAUAUCGUCAUUGUUGCUAAGUAUUAAUGUAAUUUAAAUGCGAUUUUUGUUACUUGAUAAUGGCUUGUUUUUGCCAUUAGUAAGAAUAAUUUUUUAAAAAUAUAAUCACAAAAAGUAUUUUUUUUAAAUCAGUUUACACUUACAGUUAGAUAAUUGAAUUUCAAUUUUAGUGUCAAGGCAAAACUUUUUCGUAUUUAUUACGAAUAAUAUGUACUUGUUAUUACUUUGUUUUUCCAUUUUGUUAGAUUGUUUCUUUCAAAUAUGUGUUCUUUUCUAGUCUACAAUUUUAUGAUAAAAUAAUGUAAACGGCUACUGUCGUAAACUAUUUACUUUGGACUGAAAGUAAUGUAGCAGCAAAGGACAAAAUCACGUAAUUUGGACUCAACGUUAUAUAGGGCUAGCGACAAUAGCCCAAAUGUGGUAUUUACCUAGAAAGGUUGGGUUCUGUGUUAUUUUAGACGUUAGAUAUUUUAACACACGAACCCAUGAAGGAGAGUUUGUACUUUUGAAUACCUGUUUAUAGUAAUCUACUAAAAAUUUCAACAACUUUGUCAUCUUUAUGAGACGGGAAAAUAACAUUUGAAAUAUUAUUUGAAAGAGUUGUGUCAGGUCUAUUUAAAGACGUAAUAACGUUAUUUACUUGAACUGGACAGCCCAAUUCCCUGAAUGAAAAUGAGGUGAGCGCAUCUUUAGUUUUAAAAAAAUGUUUCCCAUUUAAAAAACAUCAUAAAAAUUGUAUUUUUUUUAAAAAUGUUCUUUUAUUCAGAUACGAGCUGACAAUGGGCGUAGCAAACGCCGCUAUCUAGUUGUUUUGUUUUCUACUUUUCAGUAAUUUAUAAUUUGUAAAAUUCGACUCUACCAAUGUUGCGACUAAAAAUAUUUUGCUUUAAACCACUAUCAUUAGCUCGUGAAGGACGAUUAUCCUAACCCUCUCCGCAAGCGUGGUGGUAUCCACGUAGAUACUCACCCCUAUGGGGAAAUCUCAGGGUAACAUUGCAUUUGCCCACCACACCUUGUUAUCUUGAUUCCAAAUUUAGAUGGCCUAUAUUACAUGUAAAAGUUGUGUAUCGAUUGGUAUGUUCAACACCCCUGAAAAACCUCUGGUGAUUGUCAUCUCAAUCUCCUCAAUCACCGCGAUUCGAUUAUUUAUUGUUAUGAUCGCAGUAACACACCUGAUUUGUAUAUAUAUAAAGGUGUGCGUGUGUGUGCGUGCGAG
Messenger RNA from Physella acuta, 3359 nucleotides. RefSeq names its product sodium- and chloride-dependent taurine transporter. Gene Ontology annotation, cellular component: plasma membrane. NCBI's taxonomy places the organism in Eukaryota, Metazoa, Mollusca, Gastropoda, Physidae. Gene Ontology annotation, biological process: amino acid transport; sodium ion transmembrane transport; nitrogen compound transport. The record is from RefSeq and is a predicted model, not a curated record.